This is a messenger RNA of Acanthaster planci (crown-of-thorns starfish), 3180 nucleotides long. It is a transcript of the gene dnaaf3, whose product is annotated as dynein axonemal assembly factor 3. The record is from RefSeq and is a predicted model, not a curated record. Gene Ontology annotation, biological process: motile cilium assembly; axonemal dynein complex assembly. Lineage: Eukaryota; Metazoa; Echinodermata; Asteroidea; Valvatida; Acanthasteridae.
AAAAAUUUGUAAAGGGAAAGAGCAUGGGCAAGCAAGUAUUGUGAAAAUUUUGCAGAUUGUGUCAAGAAUUUAAAGAUUAAAAUAAGAGAAAAGGAACACAUUAAGUGAAAAAGGACUGAUUUCAAGAAGAAAAAUGAUCAGAGGAGGGGAGGAGAGUGAGCAAAAUCAAUGGAAUGCAGCGAUGUCAGUUAUACAUGAAACAGCACUUUAGCCAUCCCAACCAUGGCUUAACAACAUGCAAAACCCUGUUUAACUGGUAAACCCAGUUCUCACAAUUUUAUUCAAUGUGCUCUUAUUAACCAAGUGGGGCAUGCCAGGCUGUGCUGAUUCAGUCACGCAUGCCCUAAGGGUGUCACGGACACAUUUGGGAUGGUGACAAGGUUGGGACACCACAACACCAUUCACUACAGGUCUGCAUAGGCCCCGUCCCAGUUGUACGUGUAGUCAGGACAGAAUUGACGGGAAACUAUGUUUACUGCAGGAUAUUUCGAAUAUACAUGUAUGCAGUAAAGCUGGCAGGCCGUGAUCCUGUUGAUGUUUCCAGUGAACAGGGGCGUGCCCUAGUGUGGUCACAAUGUCAAGGUCAGAGACAGCGAAUCUUCCUCAGAUCUCAACAUUUUGAUGAUCGGGGCUGGUGAUUGCAGACACAUGCUAAAGACCCUUGCGUUAUCACACAGGCAUACUAAGAGGAAAAUCAAUUUUUAUGUCGUUGAGAGCAAUUUGGAGCUCCUCGGUCGUCACUUACUGCUCACCAGCAUAGCCCUGGAGUCUCCCAAGCUGAUGGGACUGCAGGAAAAGACGGAAUUGUUCCUUGAAGUCUUUGGGAACUCCUUGGUGAGACGACAGACCAGGGACUACAUUGUCAGCAAAGCAAAUGACUUCAUAAGAAUGGUGACCGACUUGGACUAUCUAGCUCGGGAGCUCCCGGCAUUUGACUUGUCCUUGUUGAAGUUCAAAGAGCGAGAUCAGCUGGAGGCCAUCUUCAAGUUCUGGAGGGGCAGCGACGACAGAGUUUUUGAUAUCUCCAAGUGCUGGGACAACAGGCUAAGACAUUACCUGGCCAACCGGUACGAUUCCAGGGUAGGUGUUUACGACUGGGACUACAACAUGAAGCUACUGGACCGCGGUGCCGGCAUCAUCCACAAGAAGGAGUACAGCUACUGGAGGGAGACGGGGUCGGCGUUCAGUGUGAGAGAAGGCACCUACGACGUGCCCAACAAGACGCUUGCCUCGGGACUUAUCGUCAAAACUAGCGGUGGAAAUGUCCCACAGCGAGGUUACUGGGGAGAUAUCGUCAGCAGUCCCUACCUUGCCUUUGGUAUUGAGUGUAACGAAGCAAGUCUGAUGAAGAAGACGAAUGACACAUACACAAAGACAGCCCAGGACAUCUCAGAAUACAACAUCCUGGCCAUCCUCCAUGAGCUGACCACGGGAGAAAAGUACGUGCUGCCGAAACCGAGUAAGGAAACGGAAUCAAAGGAAAAAGCGAAUUCAGAAGGAGCAAAGCUGGAAGAAAUAACAGAAGAAGAUGAGGAGGAAGAAGAGGAAGAGAAAAGUAAUAAGAACGAGGAGAAAGAACUUGAAGAAAAUGGAGAAAGCGAUCAAACCAGUGUGGAACAUGAAAACAUUCCAAUAGAAGAUGUCAAAAUUCACUUCCUUCCAAUUGGAUCAGCAAGGGAGAUAAAUAAGAAAGGCAAAUACAAGGGGUUAUUCAACAUCAUCUACCUCUCCAACAGUAUGGUGCACUACCUGACAGAAGACCUGAGGGCAGUCUUUGCGGACCAAGCCAUGGUCAUAACUGAGACAGCGCGGUUCAUGCUGGAACUCAAAACGGAGCAGUGCCAAGAAUUCCUGAGUAAAGUCACAGGAAUGGCAACUGCCGUUGGAUGCCAGAUCACAUCCCACGGCGACGCUCUCAAGGACUCCUUCCUCCGCUUCCGAUUCGAGAGAAAAACGUGAGGAGACAACAGCUUUGCCUGCAAACUGGUUCAGCCACAAUACACGCGGAAGCCAAUUUGGGGAGGAUGUUUUCCUUCCGUGAAUACAGGGGUAUUCGUGUGCCGGAAUGCCUCUCAAAAUGGGAAAUCCUGAGCAGAAUGCGUGAAAAAGAGGCACUUCAUUUUUGCAGGAGGAAGGGCAGUUCAAACAAGGCACUUCAACCGAAUCUCAAGAAGAGGGAGAUUAGGGUUGGCCUUUCAGAAGAGCAACCUGAGUUUGCCCUCCUGGGAUCGGACAUACCUCAGUGGAGUUGAGAGUGUCUCCUCACAGACUGACCAGAGGGUGUUUAUUGCUACAGCAGCACCACCACCCCCUGAUCAGUUGCAUAUACAUGUAUCCAGGUCCAGUGGCGUUUGUGCUGGAAGGGGGGGUGGGGAAAGGGGAAGGGUUGUCAUGUAAAUUUGAAAAGUGGGGUGGGGGACACAAUGUGACUCUAUAAAGAGGUUGAAGUUCAUGAUAGUAAUGUGCAUGUGUAUCUGUAAUAUGUGUCCAAAAAGACAUAUGUAUGGCUUUUUAAAAAAUUGUUCUCCUUUGAGUGAUAUUGAGUGCAUUUUAGUCGUAGGAAGUCUGAAAAAUUCUUCACAGUCCACAAAAAAGUGGGGGUAUGAUUCAGUAGCCCAUCCCCCCCUCUAAAAGUGUGUGGGGAUAUAUACCUCCAUACCCCCCUCCCUCGGAUUUACGCCCAUGUCCAGGUCUUAGCCCCGCAUUUUUUUUCUCGCCCAUUAAAAAAACUUCAGCCCUUCCCCCCAUCAUAGUGGUAGUAGCGAAUUCUAUAAUGCCAAUGCUUUUCAAUUCAUUGAAAACAACAGAAUCAGCAACAUGUCGGGGGGGGGGGGGUUGGCUUGACCCCUGCCUCCUGGAUAUGCCACUGCAUGUGAUCUUACACUUGAGUGUGUAUUUUGGCCAAUCAGUUCAUGGCAAAUGCUAUUGGUUGGUGAGGUACGCAACGCUCGCAUACCAGAUGCCUACGAGCGUGGUGCCUCAACCGUUAUCGUUUGCAAUUGUAGUCACUGAAAAAAUUCAUACAAGUGUUUUUGAUAAUAAAAUAUCUACGUUCUUGCAUUCUGUUGUCCAGUUAAUAAACAGCUGCACCAAUUUAAAGCCUUCACGAGUGUUUAGAAACAUUUGUACAUAUUAGUCAUGUUGGGAAAUGCAUUUGGAAAUAAAUACAAAUGUUACACA